AGAAAAGCCAUGGGUCUGGGAGAGGGGGUUUGUCUCUAUUUUCCCGGAUUCACCUCAAACGAGGUGAGUCGCUGUGGAGCUGGGUAAAUCGGACAGAGCAGCGAAUGCCACACUGCUGGUAAAGCUAACGCACUCCCCAUGCAGACAAAUGUCAGCUCAUCUUUUUGAUUUGCAUUCCGUACCGGACUAUGUGCUGCUAUAGCAGCAUAACAGACGUCUUCGUACCUCCAUGAUGAGUUCCUCAACGAAGUGGAUAAUUUCGAUGAUCGAAGGCCUCUUGAAUUCUUAUCUCGGCAAGUCUUCAGUCCGAGUCGACUAUUUGGACGAUCAUAGCAACCUUCGCUUCCAGAUCGACUCAGUCAAGAGUGCACUGGUGAACAGUUGUACGAAGGAUGAUAAUCACGUCGUCAAGCUCAUGGUCACUGACUCAGAUGCCCAAGUCGAAGCGAUACUGUCCCGAGAGGCGCUGGAGGAUCAUCGAAAGAAAUACCCGCAUCGUCCAUUUAGCAACGAAGAAGUACGGGGAUACCGUAUUCGCUUGGAGGACUUUGAGUUGGUCUUGGAAUAUACCACUGCUACUCCGAAAGUCCAUUUCUACGUUCAAUGCUUCGAGGUUGAGUGGGGCUCGACCAAGCUCAAGACAUCUCCACAAGGGAAAACUCUCCGGAAGCAUUCUAUUUCUAAGUUGAUACAGGAUGCGUCCAGAAGAGCCAAGCAAUCUGUCCCCAAUAUGUUAGAGCGUGCUCCAAGAUACAAUGAUCCUUUUGGUCCGCCGGCCAAUCAGUUGUCUCAAAUGCCUGUCUCGCAGAAUGUUUUUAUGUCCCAACUUCAUGCAGCUCGCGAAGCUCAAACCAUGCAAUAUCCAUCUAUGAAUGAGGGACUGGGAGGGGCUCACAAUCUUCUUGCGCUGCUGGAACAGCCUGCUGGGGCUAGGGUCAUUAGACCGUCGAACCAACUCCGCCGGGCACCUUCACACUUAUUGAAUGAGAGAUACCAGAAUGAAGGCGCAGUAGCUAUUGCGAUUGCAGGCGUACCAGUCACCCGGCAGUAUACCGCAGGACCUGCAAGAACUAACAUAGAUAUCUCACCAAUGCCCGUGGCCUUCCCGGUUGCAGACGUCGAACCCGUCCAGCGUCCAUCGAGCAACCAAUUUCUUCGGGUGUCUCGACAACCCCUCGCCAACGACCGUGGAUCUAGUGUCGAGAAAGUUGCGUCCCAGAGUGUUGAGAAUGAACAAGAGCGACCUCCGCAGCCAGCAGGGACGGCUCAGCAAGCUGCAGAGAACAGCACUUUCCUGUCACCGCAAACGACCGCCCAAUCUGACAAGACUGUAGUCAGGGAGAACCAUUCACUUGAGAAUCUAGGUCUUGGCUUUGAAGAUCCCUGGAAAGGAUUGACUCGGAUUGAGGCUCGAGACAUUGAAAUACCCAAGGACCAACUAGAAUUACUAGAGUUACAUAAGCGCCGCUGGAUACCACCCCUGCCUGGUGAAAGCAAACCCCAAGGACACGUGCCACCUCGUCUACUCGCCCGGUGGAACCAUAUCGUGACGCGAAGAAAUCGGGCGGCUAGCCAAAAACCACUGGACAAAGCAGUAGACAAACCGCUUUCACCUGGUGUGCCUCUACCUGAUCCUCUCAGUUCUGCACCUGGAGUCGAUUCAGACUCGGAAGGUGAACCUCUGACGUCGCAGUGGUCGGAAAGCUCACCGGAACAAACAAUACGUCGACGUCCUGCCCUUCCCGAAGACAGUAGCCCUAUAAGAGGGAGCCCACGCAGGCCAGCGCGAAAUGUACUAGCUGCAGAUAAACCUAAUUCGCGAGCUGAUCACUUGACAAAAGAAACUGACGCAGCGCCUUGCCAGAGUAUUUUGAGCAGGGUGCAUGAGAAGCCAGCGAGCGUUACUGGCCCAGCCAAAACUGUCAUUCCUCCUGCUGGGCGAAGCAUCACGGACAGAGAUCAUAGCCAAAGUAAAGACUCGGAUGGAGAUAGCGAUGACUCAAUGAUGGAUACCUCUGUGCCCUGCCCACUAGGUGUUGAAUUAUCCCAGUCCCAGUUUGUCAGUCAGUUGGAGCGGGAGGUAACCAGUUCCGGCCCAUUGCUUCCUGGGCCUGCUACACAGGAUCAGGUGCAGGUUUUGGACACACCCGAGACUAACCUUAGUCGUUUCCGCCAUUCUCAGCCUGAUAUGUGUAACAAGGGCGUGCAGAUGCAGCCUUUGAGUACCCAGUCACCCCGGGUGGACAAUUCGUCGUCCCAGUCACGAAUCCUGAAUUCAGUCGGGAGCAGCAACAACAAGGGGUCUUCUUCUCAGAGUGCUACUAAUAAUAAGUCUCGGGAGAGCAACGGUGAACCGCGAGUGGAUAUUGUUGGCACGCAGCUGAGCAGCCAGGGCCUAGCAUCGCAGAACCCAACACCCUAUUCUACCGCGGAGGUGGUUCUGGAUUCAAGUGCGCCAAGACUGCCCGAAGCAAACGUCACAAUGGGAGUUGUAAUGCCCCGUUCUCAGACACCGAAUGCGUUUUCCUCACAUCGGGAGAUGCCCUCAUCACUGUCGCCCGAGAUGGAAGGUCAUACAGCAGCUAGCUUCAUUUCGCUGACUCAGAGAACUCCGGAUAGGUAUUCCGUGGGAGUAGUCUCUAAACGACGUGCAUCCGAGCUAGAGGACGAGGAACUUGGCCCAUCAAAACGGUCUCGAACGCAACCACCAGAAAUAGCUGAAGAGCCAAUGUCCAUCGCAUUGACUCUGAGCAACAACAGUCCCAAUGACAGCUGGGAAGCGCAGCAGGCUUAUGGAAAGUUCUGUCGUAAUUACCCGAACUAUUCUGGCCAAUUUCCUCAUUUCACUAAGCUAUGCUCUAAAUUACAAGCUGUGCGAGCUAAGGGUCACCUUCAGCGGUCUUUCUUAUGGGAUGACUUCAUCCUAAAGCAUCUCGAGGAGUUUCCGCGCUAUAUUGAGCAAUGCCGUGUUUCGGAAACGAAGUCCAUGGAGUACGAGGAGUAUUUCGCAUCCACAUUCAGUCGACCUGUAUACAAGAAGCGAAGCUUGACAUCUCAAGGGAUAGCAGUUGCUGCAGCACAAUACAAUUGUGCUAGUGAGGAGAAAGCGCCUUCCCCUGUACUUGCUGCGCCAACCAGGCCAGACACAUCGUUUACCGGCAGUCUUGUGGAUCACUUCUCCAAUUUGCAUGCUCGGUCUUUUGAACCCGGUAGCCAAGCCACGCUAUCUGAUGCUGAAAUGGACAUAUCGUCCAUAAUGUCGUCGCCCACCCCACAUCGGCACCCUCAAUCUCAAAUUCUCGGAAGUGGGACUCAGUCUGUCGAGAACAAUGAGGAUCAAAAUAUGAUCAGUCAAAGAGAACCUCACUGCCCAGAGAGAGAUGCGUCCUCUGACAUAGGCUCAGCGGAGCGGCUCAUGAUGCCUACGAGCUCAGCAAGCCACUAUGAGUCUGCGAUGGAAAGCAUUUCCAUGCAUCAAGGGACUACAGUCGCCGAGAGUCACAAUACUUCGGAUUCAAACAGACCAGAAAGCUGGCGAAUGUCUACGGAGGCCACGCCGACUCCGGGCGAGCAAAUUCCUGCUGUUGAGUCUGAGCAGCACGGAUCGCAGAUCGAGGACGAAUCCAUGGCUGAUCGCGAAGCUACUCCAACUCCGGCCAGGCCAGUGCCUGCGAUUGAGUCUGAGCAGACGGAAUCGCAUGCCAAUGAAAAUCCCAUGGCUGUUCGAGAAAAUAUGCUGAUUUCGUGCGAGCAAUUCCCGGCGUAUAAAUUUGAACGACGUGAAUCGCAAAUCGAGGACGAGUUCAUGGCUGAUCGGGAAGCUACUCCUAUGCCGGCGGAGCCAAUGCCCACGAUUGAGUCCGAGCAGUUUGAAUCGCAGAUCGAUGGCAGUUCCAAGCCUGGUCAAGAAGCUACUCCUAUCCCAACCGGGCCAGUGCCCGGGGCUGAAUCUGAGCACCUCGAAUCGCAGGUUGAUGACAAAUCCGUAGCUGAUCAAGAAGCUACUUCGCUUUCGGCCGGACCAGCGCUCGCAAUUGAAUCUGAACAGCAUGAGUCGCAAAAUGAUAUCAAUUCCAUGGCUGAGCAACAAAUCAUUUCAUCACUGUGCGAACAAGUUGUUUCGCGUGAAUCAGAGCAGCGUGAAAUGGGUGACCGACGAGCCCCAGCUUUGGCCAAGACAAUGCCCACGGUUGAGCUCGAACAAUCUGAAUUGCAGCUCGAGGACAAUUUCCUCACGGAGCAACCAGCUGAAAGAAUAUUGAUUGAGCAUGUGGAAGUUCGCCAGUUCGGAGCGGCUGAGGGCAGCCAAGAUGUCACAAUGGCCGAGAUGGAAGCACCAGAUAGGCUAGUUGAAGAGAAUUUCCACAGCAUGGUUAGCCAAAAGUUAGAAACGGCGUUCCCAGAAGAGUCCCUGCAAUCAAUCACUGUGACAAGUGAAGCACGAACCUUGGUGCCUGGGGAGCAUGACAAGUCGACUACGGAAGGUGCUCACAUCACCGUUGAUAAGGAAGCAGCGACAAUGGGUCCAGCAGAGCCCUCACAAUCGAUGAUGACAGCAGAAGAAGUGGGAUCCUCUCCGCCCGAUGCACAUGACGAGUCUAUUGUAGAAGACACCCAAGACACGGCCGACGAAGAUGCUGAGGAAGUGGAUCUAGCAGCAAGCCUGCAAUCUAUCAUUGCAGCAGAUCAAGCAGCGCCCGCUGCCUUGGAAGAGCAUGACAAGUCGAUAGUUGAUGCUACACAUGGACCAAGUGGCCAAGAAGGCACGGAUGUUGAAAUGGUUAUAGAAGGGACAGUAGACUCGGCUGUUCAGGGCAUUGAAGACUCGGUUGACCGAGAAGUUGGAUUUGGGGACCCAGCAGAACAGCGACAACCUGUUCCUGCAGAGAGCGGAGCAGGAUCCUCUCAACCAGAGGAGGAAGGCCAGUCGACUGCGGAAGACAUCGCCAGCACAGUCAACCAGAAGACAAACAUGGUGGACUUAGUGGGAGAUCUGCAUUCUAUAACUGCGAAAAAUGAGGCAGCAACCUCCGAGUCGGACGAGCAAGGCGAGCCGGUUAUUGAAGAAACUUACACCUUUGAUCACGGAAGCCAGGAUGUAGAAAUGGCUUCGGAAGAACAAGAUGAGCCGGUUACUCAAGACAUCCAAGCCACAAUCGAUCAAGAAGCUGGCUCACCGGGCCCAUCAGAACAGUCGCAUUAUAUCAGUGCAGGAGACGACGCGGACUCUAUUCAGCCAGAAAUGCAAGACGACUCCAUUGUCAGGGUUACCAACGACACGCCCAACCAAGUGGCGGAGUUAGUGGGUUCUGCCGAGAAGCUGCACCCUGUUGCUGCAGAGAAUGAACCCAGAUUUGCUGAACCGACUCUGCUAGUAUCAGCAGAGCAGUCAGACGCUGAGAUAGAGAGCGAUUUUGAGCAGCUGCAUCCUGUUAGCGCAGAGGGCGAUACAAGAUCGGACGGCAAAGAUUCAGUCACGCCAGCACAGCACUCAGAUGCUGAUACCCAGGGCAAUAUCGAGCAGCUGCACUCUGCUACCGCAGAGGAUGCAGCACUGUCCACCGAGAAUACUCCAGUCGGGCCAGAAGAGGCACUAAAUCCUCCUAUGGAGAGCGAUUUCGAGAAGUCGUAUUCUGUUGUUGCAGGUCAUGAACCUGGAUCUGUUGAUGAAGCCUUAGUGGAAUCUUCGGAAUACUCGGAUGCUAUUACGCAGAGCAGAGUGCUAGGGUCGCACUCUCUGGUUACAGAUCGUGAAUCCAGGUCUGACGAAGAAGCUUCAGAACCAUCAGAGCACUCGGAUGCUGUGAUGGAGAGCGACCCCGAGCAGUCGCCCUCUCCCAUCGCUGAGGAUGAAGGCGCAUUUGCGGAAAAAGAAGCUUCAGUCGGACCAUCAGAGCACUCGGACCUUGUUAUGGAGAGCGGUGUCGAGCAGCCGGCCUCAAUUAUCACGGUGGACGAAGUUACCGCUGGCGAACAAACGCCGGUGAAGCUAGCCGCGCCCUCCGAACCCGAGCUCGCGAGUCAAGCCAAUCCCAUCGAAAUCACUGAUUCCGACGAGGAAGUCGACUCCGUGGUCAUCGACGAAGGACAUGAAACCGCCAGCAUAGAGCUGGGCGAAGAACCUUCGUCGCCACCCACUACUCAACAGCCACAGCAGCCGGAGAGUGAAUCUGAGGAGGAGGAUGACAUUAACGAGAACUGGUUCCUUUCCCUCCGCCACAUGCGCCCGACAGGCCCGGUUUGGUCGGACAGCCCAAAUACCCCCUUCAAACAAUGGGUGCGAGCAGACCAGGCGGUUCUGAGUGAGCGGUACCGCCGAGGCGGGGCGUAUCUUCCUGUGGAUGAAAAGGGGGUGAUUCAACGGCCGGGCUUCCGGUGACUUUCCUCUUCGGGGUUAUCCUUUAUUUCUAUUUCCUUCGUUGUAUAAGAUAAUGUGGGGUUGAAUUUGCUUGCAAAAGCUGGGGCUUGAAAUGU
This is a messenger RNA of Aspergillus homomorphus CBS 101889, 6474 nucleotides long. RefSeq lists its product as uncharacterized. The transcript is spliced from 2 exons. The record is from RefSeq and is a predicted model, not a curated record. The coding region runs from base 230 to 6379 and encodes 2049 amino acids. NCBI's taxonomy places the organism in Eukaryota, Fungi, Ascomycota, Eurotiomycetes, Eurotiales, Aspergillaceae.